Messenger RNA from Sorex fumeus (smoky shrew), 721 nucleotides. RefSeq names its product translocase of outer mitochondrial membrane 6 (gene TOMM6). The transcript is spliced from 3 exons. Gene Ontology annotation, cellular component: mitochondrial outer membrane translocase complex; mitochondrion. The record is from RefSeq and is a predicted model, not a curated record. Bases 40 to 303 code for a protein of 87 amino acids. NCBI's taxonomy places the organism in Eukaryota, Metazoa, Chordata, Mammalia, Eulipotyphla, Soricidae.
UGCGCGGCCGGAAGUGCGUCAUCGGGCGGCGCCCACACGAUGCGUCGGAAGCCGCUGGCGGGCAGGCAGGGGGCGGCCAUGGCGUCCGGCGCGGUCGGCGUGAGCGCUGCGGCCGGGGCCGCCGACGCCACGGACAUGCCGGACAACGUGUGCGACUGGCUUCGGGGCGUCUACCGCUUCGCCACCGACAGGAACGACUUCCGGAGGAACUUGAUCCUGAAUUUGGGACUUUUCGCUGCUGGAGUUUGGCUGGCCAGGAACUUGAGCGACAUUGAUUUAAUGGCACCUCAGCCUGGGGUGUAACCCAGAGGCACAAGGAAUCCCUGUAGAACCUUCCAAAGACAGCUCUAAUCUGGCUUUCCUGAUGGCAGCUGAUGUGAUCCAGAGGGACCUUCCCAGUUUCCUCCUCUUCCCACGAGUCCACUCAGAACUCCAUCCUCUUGGCAGCAUUCAGGCUUCAGUCGCGGUGAUAUCCUGUUUUGUGAAGUUCUGUAAUGGUCCCCAAGUUUCUGGAGGGGUGCACUUUGACCUUAUGUAUGGUAUUUAAACAAUAUUUGAAAUAAAGACUACAUACAAAGGCAGCCAUUUUAUUCUUUUAAUAAGAAACAUCAGCUUACAAAAACAAGGUGUAAAAAGUCAAGAUUUACAAAAAUCAUAGAAAUGUGUUGUUUUACUCUCGAGAGACAAGAACAGCCCCAAAUGUGGAUCUUGACAGAGGUGG